This is a messenger RNA of Rhipicephalus sanguineus (brown dog tick), 1339 nucleotides long. RefSeq lists its product as uncharacterized. The transcript is spliced from 12 exons. NCBI's taxonomy places the organism in Eukaryota, Metazoa, Arthropoda, Arachnida, Ixodida, Ixodidae. Bases 41 to 844 code for a protein of 267 amino acids. The record is from RefSeq and is a predicted model, not a curated record.
GAAGUUGUUGAACAGUACGGCGCUCUACUAGAGGUACACUAUGCUGUUUUUGUCCUUCUGCCUUUGGUGCUCAGCACUAGCCUUUCCGAGCCAAAAUCGACCCAGUGUGGACUACGUCACAGUUUAUCCCAUCGUGUAUGAAGACCGAGAGGACGACCAAAAGAAAGUCGUAGUUUUUGAGUACCAGCAUUCCAUGGAAUUGAAGAGAGCUUCUGUCCUAGCCCCCACGGUUCUGCUUCGAGAUUACAAAGACAACGGAACGACUGACCAAUACGUCAGUGGAGCCCACUAUGAACGCCAUCUUUAUGAAAACGCUGCCCAUAAAGCCUCCUUGCUGGUAAAACCACAGAAAGGAGGACGCUAUCAUAUUGUGGGCUUCGUUAACUCAACGCACAGCAUAGAACCAGUGAAUGACCGAAUGGAUUUACAGAACGGAAUUCCCCACAGAAUAUCACGAAUUCCCACAUCGACAGGGAGUGUUUGCCGUAAUAUUAUAAAAGCGAGAUCUCGCACAACCACCAGCGUGCCCUUCGCAGAAGCGAGAAACGGACCCGUUAAACAUGUCAUCGAGACUUACCUCCUUAGCGACUCCACUCACACAGAGGGUCUGCGACAGCAUCAGCUCGACCCAAUGGAGUACUUCCUUACCUUCAUGUACAAGGUGAGCCUGGACUUGCAGCAGUUAGGAUCCUCCUGUCUGGAUCACACUUACAGGACACCAGGGAACACAUACCAAAACUGCCUCAUACGAAAGUCGCACGCCAAGUGGAGAUCUGCACGACAGAGAGACAUUGAAAAAACUAAAGCUGUAUGCUUUGGAACAAGCUUUCUUUCAGAAUUCUGAUUUGGUCGUUAUGUUCACACAGUCUGCGUUGGUUGAAGAAGGUGAUCCACCAACCUUAGGAAUUGCCUACCGUGAAGGAGUUUGCACCGACUACAGGGAAGCUGUUGUUAAAGAUGCGGGCAUAAGAAACAGUGGAGUGUACGCAGCGAUUCACGAAAUUGGACAUACGCUCGGCUCUUAUCACGAUGGUGUGGGCACCUCAGUGGACUGCCCCGCCACGGAUGGAUAUAUAAUGAGUCCUCUGGAUAACGUAGCGCACCCUGAUGAAUUUUCGCGUUGUAGCAAGACUGCCAUUGCAAGCUACCUAAAACACCCGGAUACAAGCUGCCUGCGAUAUCGAACAGCAAGCAAAAGUUCCCGCCUGUUGCCCCGUGCGAUGGCGCCUUUGAUAAAUGAAAAUAAGGCAUAAGGCAACAAUUUCUGCUGUGCAACACGUAAAAACUCAUCGUAACUUGAACUGCGUGAGCUUGAUGUCCAGUAAAAGGUAUUUGACUU